Saccharomyces eubayanus is the source of this 1416-nucleotide messenger RNA. RefSeq names its product Vps62p (gene VPS62). The transcript has a single exon. The coding region runs from base 1 to 1416 and encodes 471 amino acids. Lineage: Eukaryota; Fungi; Ascomycota; Saccharomycetes; Saccharomycetales; Saccharomycetaceae. The record is from RefSeq and is a predicted model, not a curated record.
AUGCAACUUCUACAUUAUGAGCAGGACAGAAAAUCCGCUGUUCAAAGAACAAGGCUAUCUGUUCUUGUAACGUCUAUGGUAGCUCUGUUGAUACCCUGUCAUGCCGUACUCGUGCCAUGGCUGGAUGACGACCCAUUUGAAGAGGCUCUUAUAGGCAUCAACGAUGAUUCGUGGAAUAAUGGUAUACUUUCAAACACGCUCCCGCUACAUCCAUCUGAAGUUACUGAGGACAAUAGAAGUCUGGACCAAAAAGGAAAUGUGCCACAAUAUGUUAUCGAUAAUAGCCCUUUGAUCCACCUAUACAGUGAAGAAAAAUAUUGGCCAGCCGAUAUCAAGGAUUUUGUGAAAAAAUUCCAAUUGCGGGAUCAUACUGGCGAAAACAUUAUCAAAGAGAGCCUCCAUGACUUAAGUGAUUUACAGGAGUCUUAUUCAGUAGAAUUACAGAAUGGAACGUAUGACCGGAUACCGAGCGAAGGUACUUACAUGACAAGUUUGGACGAUUUUGGCAAGGAUCCGAAGUGGUUGUUGGGAGAACAACCGGAAUAUGGUACGGGCCACAUCAAGAAGGCACCCGCCGUUCUUUUUGUUGUCGAUAAGGGGAAUGGCUGGGUAGAUGCAUUUUGGUUUUACUUCUACCCAUUCAAUUGGGGUCCCUAUAUAAUGGGUUCUGGACCAUGGGGUAAUCACGUAGGAGAUUGGGAGCACUCUUUAGUUAGAUUUUAUAAAGGGGAACCACGGUAUCUUUGGAUGAGUGCCCAUGGUGGCGGUACUGCUUAUAAGUUUGAAGCCAUUGAGAAAAUCAAAAGACUACGCCGUAUUGAUGGGAAACUGACAAACGAAGCCAUCAAGAAACCUGUAAUUUUCAGUGCAAGAGGAACGCACGCGCAUUACGCAUCAGUAGGUCAGCAUUCGCACGAUGUUCCGUUCUUCUUUAUGCCAUUGAGUGAUUUUACUGACAGAGGCCCAUUAUGGGAUCCUUCUUUGAACUUUUAUGCGUAUACUGUUACAGUGGGGGAAACUAUAACCCCAUGUGGUGUUGAGGAAACCGAAAUGGGGCUAGACUGGCUUUCUUUCAAGGGUUCUUGGGGCGAUAAACAACUAACUGCAAAGGACCCUAGACAGAAAUGGUGCCCUUUCCAAUGGAAAUACAUUGAUGGACCAAGAGGCCCAUUGUUCAAAAAUAUGGAAAGAGUUUCUCUAUGUCAGCGAUUCAAAUGGUGGAAUUUUUGGAAGGGUUGUCCUGCAAGAAGGUAUAUUAAAAGAGGCGAAGGUUUAGAUGCAGAGAAAAAUGAUCUCGUGGGUGACAAUUGCGGUAUUUUGCUAUACAACAUAAGACCAAAAUGGCUACGCGGUAUCUUCCGGUUCGUGACAUGGAGAGGGAGCGUUUGUUUCAUUAUGGAUUAUUUCACAGGGUAA